Daldinia vernicosa is the source of this 5144-nucleotide messenger RNA. RefSeq lists its product as uncharacterized. Gene Ontology annotation, molecular function: protein binding. NCBI's taxonomy places the organism in Eukaryota, Fungi, Ascomycota, Sordariomycetes, Xylariales, Hypoxylaceae. Bases 451 to 4860 code for a protein of 1469 amino acids. The record is from RefSeq and is a predicted model, not a curated record. The transcript is spliced from 5 exons.
UUCGACAAGAGGAAAGAAAAAAAAAUUAAGGAAUUUCCAAGUCGUCACCAGAGAAGAAACUCGACACCACCGCAUCUUGCAGAGAAGAACAACAACUUUCAUCUGUACCUACCUAUUGCACAAAAUAGCUUUACGAAGCAGAAUCGGCUAUUAUUACGCCUGCGACAACAUUUCCAUGAAACGUAUUGUUCAUUUGAUACUCGUAACUCGUAUUUCGAAAGCAUUCACAACCGCAUUAACAGCCGCAUCUGCAUCCACAUCCUCAUCUGCAUCCACAUCUACAUCCACAUUCACAUUCACAUUCGCACUGGAACACGCCUGAAUCCUCAAUCCUCCUCAAUCCUCUUCCGAGUCGUCUCGAAUUUCCAAAGUUCAACACGCCACUUCGCCGAUCAUUACUAUCGGUUAUAUUUCUCGCGAAUAAAGGCUGCAGCCCCCCUAACCGUGACAAUGACCUCAAAUCUCCCCUCAAGUUUCGCCUCAGCAGCUGCCGGUCAGAACCCGAGCCGUGAUACGAGAUCGGGUGCUCGAAGUGAUGGUCGAGGGAAUAAUACUAGCGGCGAAUGGUCUAGGUCAGGACGAUCAACCAACGGCGGCACUCUAACUUUCCGUCGAAUAUCGACUACGCCCUCGAGCCAGUCGCUCAAUAGCCAGAUGCAAAAUUCCGAAACCAUCCAGUCAGCCUCUGCUGACCCUGCCGUUAUUUCUGCCAUGCCGGUUGGCUCCACCAAUGUCGAUAACUCGGGCAUCCUUAGAUACUCGCGAGACCAGCUCCUCUCUAUUUACAGCGUCGUUCACGUGUCUAAUCCUCAACGGCCCGAUGUCUCUGCUCUGUUCGCGCCCGGAUGGACCCCGGGACAUGUCAAUGGUACGACAUCGAGAGGCUGGGGUAAGACUGCCGAGUCCCACGUCGCCCCUCAAGAGCCAGAUAUCUGUUGGGAUGCACCAGGAUCGACAACGGCAGUCGGCCUACAGGAGAUGAGCCCAGACGAGAAAGAAUUGUUCGCGUCCGACGUAAAUUCUACUGUAAAGCCCCCGGCUCAGAAUAAAGACGGGAAUCACCCAGGAGGAGGGAUAAACGGUCGGAAAGCUUCUCUUUCCCACGGAAGUUCAAGCAAUUUCGGACUCGCUUCACCCUCAACUACGUCAAGACCUGGGACGAGACGACGUGAAACUACCGAUACGAACCCAUAUUCUGGUGGUGGUGGCUUGACUUCUCCGACGUCUGCUACGCGCCCACCUCGAGAUGAUGCGUCAUUCUGGUUUGGCCGAAAGAAUAUGGACCCGAAGGAUUCAACUUUUGAGGAACCCGAAGAGGAUACUAGUGCGCGGGAGGCCCCCGCUAAAUCUCUGCCUUUUGGUAAUCUAAUACGCAACAAUACGGCUCCGGGUAGCUCGGGUUUCGGAGGAGCAUCUCUCUGGCAGACGUCGGCCUCGACCACCUUGCCUGGCAUAGGUAGUUUCGGGAAUUUUGCGCUUACUGGAUCUACGAUUGGGGAGAAGCGAGCUGGAAAUCCUCGUGGCGAAAGCCGCUUAGCGCACUUGAUUCCUAAGGAGAGCUCUGAUAGUAUUGCUGCUAAAGCAGGUGAGGGUGUUACUCCGGAUGCUAACCGUCUUUGGCGCCCGCGCCAGCGCACCGAUACGGACCCCUUCGGCGGCGAAGACAGCGUCUCGGGAAGUGCUGUUCUGGGAGGCGCUCAAGAUACGAGUCCUCCUCCAAUGUCUCAUCCGCCUCUUCAUACCUCGUACGAUACGCCGGUGAAAGGAUCUACUAGUGACUUCGGAAUGUCCAGUCUCAACUUGGGGGGGCACCCGGAACAUGAACAAGCGCCUUUAAGUCCGUCCGAAACGAAUCCUUAUAGAAGCCCCCCGGGCGAACGAAAUGAGCACGAGGACGUGGGGGACAGGCAGCACGGCCCAACCGGUAUCGCCGACCAUGUCUCCGGCUACGGCGGGGGUUUGCCACGCUCUUUUGCCCAUGCUACGUUUGACGGUAGCGAUCGUAGUCAGACAUCCAGCGUUGGAGCGAAGGCCUACCCGCCGUUGAGUAAUCUAACUGGCUGGCCAUCUUCCAGUACGCCAGACCGCGAGCGUGCCCCCUUCUCGGGCUUUGGCGGCUCACUUUUCGGCCCUGUUGGAGACCUGCAGUCCCCAAGCCUCGGUAAUCUUGGCGGCGUGUUCGGUCCCGCGAGCACGACUGGCUUUGGUGGUUCCGGAUCUUUUGGUCGAGCAAGCAAGCUCGGUUCUCUAUUUCCGCCAGCCAUGCAGGCGCAGAUGCAAAGCCAGGACAAUGAAAGCCUUAGCGAUUCGAUGCCGGACCUUCGUCAACCUAAUCCAUUAGGUGCUAUCGGCCGUACUGCCCCCGGCGAUCAUGGCCGCGAAACUGAUAGCCCUAUGCGAGCCGGCAGGGGAAUAUUUGCCGACAUGUUUGCUCAGGCCGAGACUAGUCGAACACCAGUCAAUUCUGAAAGUCUGCAUGGUAUCUCGGCCGCUCCUCACAACCAGACUUUUACGGCGACUAGCAAUGCACCAUCCUAUGCCGCCAGCCAGACGUCCGAACCCCCUUCUGUCCAGUCUCGCACUAUGGUUAUGCCCGACCGUAUGAGAUGGGUUUACCUAGAUCCUCAAGGCCAGCAACAGGGUCCAUUCACCGGGUUAGAAAUGAACGACUGGUACAAAGCUAAUUUCUUUACGCCUGACCUUCGUGUCAAGAAACUAGAGGAUUCGGAGUUCGAGCCUUUGGGCCAAUUGAUUAGACGCAUCGGCAACUCUCGCGAGCCCUUCCUUGUUCCUCAGAUCGGUAUACCUCACGGUCCGCCAUCUCAGACUGGUCCUUUCUCUAACUCGGGUGGCGUGAUACAGCCGCCUCUAGUCAAUGCCUUUCCUAGUUUCGGCAGGACCUUGACGGCAGAAGAGCAGAACAAUCUCGAGAGACGCAAGCAGGAAGAGCAAUACUUGAUGGCUCGCCAUCGCGAAUAUUACGCAACCCAGCAGUCGAUGGGCCGUGUCCCAAUGCCCGCUGUCCCGGGGUUGCAUCAUCAUUCUAGCGCUCACAGCCUCCAAAGUCAACCGAGUUUUGGUAGCAUCACAUCGCCCAUCACAAUGCCCCCACAACCCCCUAUUGGUGCUAUUGGAACACCGGGCUCUUUUUUCGACGCGCCAGCUACACAUCAAGCCGCCGUCCCAGGUAGUUCUGGACAAGGACUAGAAAUGUUCAGAGAGGACGACCUAGCUCGUCUGACAGGACCAGAACGCCAGAUGUUGGCUGGCCUCCAUGGUACGGGGGCGAUAGGCGGCAGCCUCCCACCACAGCCCAUCGGCGCGCCCGCUUCGGAAGCAGGUGUGCGCAGCCAACUCCCCAACUCUAGUGAACUCAGCGAAGACGUAGAAGGCUUUCGAGGGCGCUUGCAGGAAUUCGAAAAGCUUAGGGCACAACACGAUGCCGAAAUGGCGGGACGACAAGCGUCGCCUCUUCGCAAUAAGUCUAACGAGCAGGCUCCGCAAAUGAGCUCACCCGCACGCCCUAUUGAGCCCGAAUCGGUUUCUGAACAAUCCCCUGGUGGAGAGGCUACCCGCCAUCAAGUUGAGAAUGAGCAGUCGGCUGUCUUGGCAAAGCAAUAUCAGCAGGCUCAAGCUGCUGCAGUCGCCGCAAAAAUCAGCGGGCUCCCAAUGCCUUUCCCGCCGCCUCCAUCCGCUACACCUUUACCUGCUCCCGCCCCACAACGCGUCAAAUCUAAUUUACCAGAGCAAUACGCUACGAGUUCUCGAUCUGGCACACCUGACAUGACGCCGUCGUCAGCCGCGGCUCAACCGCCCCCGCUUGCCCCGUGGGCUAAGGACGGCGGGUUAGAAUCACAUAAGGGACCCAGCCUCAAAGAGAUCCAACAGGCGGAAGCUCAGAAGGUAGCUAAGGCAGAAGAGGAAGCGGCUAUUGCCCGACGUGCUCAGCUUGAACAAGAGGCAGCUCGAGAACGCGAGAAGGUUGCGGCUGCUGCUCCGGGUCUACCUACAAGCAGCACGUGGGGAACCGCGUCGCCUGUCAAUCCUAGUACAGCCAGCAGCCCAUGGGCAAAACCGGCCCCGGGGAAGAUACCGGCGGCUGGACCUACGGCUCAGGCACAGACCUUAGACAAGAAAAAGACGUUGGCCGAUAUCCAGCGCGAAGAGGAAGCUCGCAAGCAGAAAGCGAAGGAGGUAGCCUCACAGACCGGACCUGUAAGCAGCGUCGGAAAGCGAUACGCUGAUCUCGCCAGCAAACCCAACAUUGUCUCUGUCCCUAAUCCAGCACCUAGCGCCAACACCUCGGGGUGGGCUACAGUUGGAGCCGGAGGUAAGGUAAAGGCACCGCCAACUGGCCCUUCUUCACAGGUACGACCUCCGAGCGCUCCCAAGCCAGCGGCCACUACCAUUGCAACCCCCCCAUCACGACCCGCUGUUAAGGCAUCGAAUUCCACGGCCGGCCCUGCCCAUACGGAAGCCAUGGAGGAGUUUACCAAAUGGCUUCACGGUCAGUUGGCUAAAGGAAUCACAGGUGUCACAGACAUUGAAGCCUUCGCCAACACGUUGAUAGGGUUCCCUCUCGUAGGCGAUCUUAUCUCGGAUGCUAUCUAUGCCAACUCUAAAACGAUGGACGGACGUCACUUUGCCGAGGAGUUUAUUCGGCGCAAGAAGUUAGCCGAUAAAGGCGUGGUAGAGAAGCAGCCGGCCAAAAGCCCAUCUGCAGACACGCAAUCAAGCACAGCAGGUGGUUGGAAUGAGGUAGCCAAGAAGAGCAGCUACAAAGAGACCCCUAGUGAUGCCAGUUUGAUGCAGGGUGCUGGCUUCAAGGUCGUGCCCGGCCGAAAGAAGGGGAAGAAAUAAAGCAAACUGGUAGCAAAUGUGGCGUACGAAUAUCGAUCAGCAAGGUAGGCUUGUAAUGAAUGAUACUUGAUAAGCCUUCAUGACUUUAAAUAUCAUCUGUGUAUGCACAGACUGGUGCAGAACUAGACGAGGAGGGUUGUAUCUUGAGAUAGCCCCACGAUGCAAACUACGACUCUUUUCUUAGCACCGAGGCUUGCUCAAGCUCAAUGCUCAGGAUUUUUGCUAUCGUCCACUCAAAUAGGUAGUAGAUGAAGUGAUGAAAUAAUAAUGACUACAUCAAAAUA